This is a messenger RNA of Meriones unguiculatus (Mongolian gerbil), 750 nucleotides long. Its product is annotated as trypsin-4. Bases 1 to 750 code for a protein of 249 amino acids. Gene Ontology annotation, biological process: proteolysis. NCBI's taxonomy places the organism in Eukaryota, Metazoa, Chordata, Mammalia, Rodentia, Muridae. The record is from RefSeq and is a predicted model, not a curated record. Gene Ontology annotation, molecular function: serine-type endopeptidase activity. The transcript is spliced from 5 exons.
AUGAAGAUCUUCAUCCUCUUUGCUUUCCUGGGAGCUGCUGUUGCUCUCCCUGCUAAUGAUGAUGAUGAUGACAAGAUUAUUGGAGGCUACACCUGUCCGAAGCAUUCUGUUCCUUACCAAGUAUCCCUGAAUGAUGGCACUGGUCAUAAAUGUGGUGGCUCCCUCAUCAGCGACCAAUGGGUGCUGUCUGCAGCUCACUGCUACAAAAGGAGAAUCCAAGUUCGCCUUGGAGAACACAAUAUCCAUGUCCUCGAGGGUAGUGAACAGUUCAUUGAUGCAGAAAAGAUCAUUCGCCACCCCAAGUACAACAAGGACACAGAGGAUAAUGACAUCAUGUUGAUUAAACUGAAGUCACCUGCCAUCCUGAACUCCCAAGUGUCCACCAUCUCUCUGCCACAUUCUUGUGCAAUUACAGGUGCUCAGUGCCUUGUGUCUGGCUGGGGAAAUACUGUGAGCCUUGGUGGCAAAUACCCAUCACGCCUUCAGUGUCUGGAAGUCCCUGUUCUCUCUGCCAGUUCUUGUAGAAUUUCCUACCCAGGCAUGAUCACCCGCAACAUGUUUUGCUUGGGCUUCCUGGAGGGUGGAAUGGACUCCUGUGAUGGUGACUCUGGCGGCCCUGUUGUCUGCAAUGGAGAGGUCCAGGGUAUCGUCUCCUGGGGUUACGGAUGUGCCAUGAGAGGCAAGCCUGGUGUCUACACCAAGGUCUGCAACUACCUGGACUGGAUUGAAGAGACCAUGGCCACCAACUGA